AUGAGAACAACAGGCGGAAGAGAAGAAGCACAAAAACGCAAAAAGGGAAAGAGGUAUGACGAAAUCAGAUUUGUGGUGCCUUCUCGCCGGUCGACGGAGAAGAAGAGUGUUUCGAGUGACGGCUCCUUCUUCUUCUCUUUUCCUCUUCUUCUUCGUCCGCGGCCAGCCGGCGGGAAAGAGGCAAACGGGGGGGAAAACAAUCGAAAGAUGCGGUCGAAUCGAGGGCACACACAAACGGGAAGAAGGAACGAGUGCAGAGAGAGGGAAAAUGCGCCAACUGCUGCGACAUGUGGGUCAGCAGAGGUCGCUUGCGCCACGAACAUUUUACGCGGAAGUUUGAGUUUGAGUUUUUCGACGGAGCAGUUUCCAGACAUAAUGACACGAUAUUUAUUUCUGUAAAAUUCUCAUCACAGAAAAAAAAAUAUUCACAAAAAAUUAGAGAUCAGAAGGAGUGGCUACGUAAUUUAUAUUUAGUACUCAAGAAUUUGAUUUUCGCACAUUUUUUCUAGAAAACACUGAAAUAGAUGCGUCGUUCUGAAAGAAAAUGAGAUGAAUGGCUAAUAAACUGAAAAUUGAAAAGAAAAUAUGAAAAGAACAACGUUUCGACAACAAAAGCCGUGUUUUUGGUCAAAUUUGGUAAACAAUAAAUUGUUUUUUCAAAUUCAAUACGGUUGGCGCCGACGGGUCUCGCCACAAAGGCUUCGAAAAUAGAACUUCAGUGCUGCACCAUUAAUGAUACCGCAAUUAUUGACUAGUGCACUGAUUUCAAUUAGAAUUUUUAAGCGGUGACCAGUAGAGUGCAAUUGCGAGACGUUUGAUUCAGCAAUAGCACAAACAAUAUAGUAAAUUAUAAAUAUUCAGGUGCUUUACAUGUAAAUUUACAGUAAAAACUAUGGAAACCCUCUUCUAAACGAUUUUUUCGCUAACCCAGUCCCUAUCUGGAACUGUGUCAAUUGCUCAGUCUUUCCCUCUCUCCGUUAAAAUUCGAAUCGCUUGUUAACACUUCCUAAGUUGUAAAUAAAUAAAUUCAAAUUCAAAUUCAAUCAGCUGAUGAAUGAAUUCUAUGAGCACUUCGGGGAGCGUAUGUGCAGAAAAAGGGUGCGCGAGCAGAAAUUGAUCACAUUCAGGAGUCAUCGUCGCUGUCAGAAGUGAAAGCAGUUUCCUCUUCAGAAUCUUCCAAAUCCGGAUUUUCAUCGUCGUCAGUGUGUGUUCUCGAAAAUUUUUUUACGAAAAAUUUCUAUUUUUCCAUGCACUUUUUAAAUGUGAAUGUUUGUCAUAAGUAAUAACGCUGGGAAGUGUCACGGGUGGUCUAAUUAUAAAUUUCGAAACGGAAAAAUGUACGAUUUUUGCAGGCAUCCUCAGAGAAAACUGCCGGAGAAGAAGGUGUCGUUUACGACGAGAGCAGUCAUUGCCAUGAAGGAGGACGUAACAACGGAAUCCAUUGAGGGAUCGAAAGUGUUUGCGAAGCCACAUUUUGACACGGCGAAGCUCGCUCUGCGGAUUUUGAAUGUCCGGACGUCGACAAGUGAUCCGCAAGGCGAAACAAUAUGGAGUCCAGAGGACCGAUUGGGAUUAA
Messenger RNA from Caenorhabditis sp. 36 PRJEB53466, 1576 nucleotides. The record is from the annotation of a GenBank genome assembly. Lineage: Eukaryota; Metazoa; Nematoda; Chromadorea; Rhabditida; Rhabditidae.